Molecule: messenger RNA, 1761 nt
Organism: Siniperca chuatsi (mandarin fish)
Lineage: Eukaryota; Metazoa; Chordata; Actinopteri; Centrarchiformes; Sinipercidae
Product: E3 ubiquitin-protein ligase TRIM17-like
Exons: 6
Molecular function (GO): zinc ion binding; protein binding
Source: RefSeq, a predicted model, not a curated record
AUGUCAUCUUUCAGUGUCCUUGCUUCAUUGUCGGACGAUCAUUUCUAGUGUUCGAUCUGUCUGAACAUCUUCAGUGACCCAGUUACAACACCUUGUGGUCACAACUUCUGCAAGACCUGCCUCAGUGAGCACUGGGACAGAAGUGAUUUAUGCCACUGCCCAAUGUGUAAUAAAAGAUUCCACGUGAGGCCUGAGAUCUCCACAAACGUGGUCAUCGAGGAGAUUUCGGUCCAAAUAAAGAAGAGGAAAGUUGAGACACCUGAAAACUCUGAUGCACCGUGGCAGGUGACGUGCGAUGUGUGCACAGAAAUAAAGUUAAAGGCCCUGAUGUCCUGCUUAGUGUGUAUGACGUCGUACUGUGAAGCUCACCUGGAGCCUCACCAAAGAGUUCCCUCCCUGAUGAGACACAAGCUGAUUGACCCGGUGGAGAACCUGGAGGAGAGGAUGUGUGAGAAGCAUGAGAGGAUCCUGGAGCUUUUCUGCAGGGAUGAACAGGUGUGCAUCUGUCUGCUGUGCAGUGAGACAGACCACAAAUACCACGAGACGGUGCCUGUUGAAGAAGAAGGGGCUCAACAGAAAGAAAAUAUUGAGUCCAAGAAAGCACAGAUCAAAAUUAUGAUUGAGGACAGAAUGGAAAAGAUAAAGGAAUUUACAGACUCUUCUGAAAUGAGCAGAGAAAAAGCUAAUAAAGAGAUUGAUGACAGUGAUGAGCUCUUCAAUACUCUGAUGAAUCAUGUGCAAGUGGCGCAAACUAAACUAAAAAUGAAUAUCGAGGAGAAGCUCAGAAAAUCACAAGACAAAGACAAAUCGAUGAUUGAAGAGCUGCAGGAGGAAAUCACCCAACUGCAGAAGAAGCACUCUAAGCUGGAGGAGCUUUCACAAAGUGACGACCACCUUCACUUUCUGCAGACGUUGCAGGCCCUGAGCACCAUAUCAAGCACCAAGAACUGGUCCAAGAUCAGGGUUUACUCAGACCUGUGUGUGCAGACGGUGAGGAGAGCCAUGUCUCAUCUUGUGCACACUUUUCAAUUAGAACUGAAAACUCUGACAGAAUCGGAACUGACCAGGAUGAGACAAUACAAAGAGUCAGUCACCUUUGACCCCACCACUGCUGGUUGCCGCCUUGUGGUGUCUGAAUUUGGGAAACGUUUGAAGUACUCCAAAAUUGCAAGCCCCUCAUCAUCGUCUGAUGACUUACUGAGGUUUGACUGUCCCAUGAUCUUAGGGACGAAGGGCUUCACCUCUGGGCGUCACUACUGGGAAGUCCAAGUGGGCCUGAGAACCGACUGGGAUGUCGGUGUUGCCAUGGAAACAGUAACCAGAACAGGGAAGAUCACUCUAAAAAAAGAAAAUGGCUUCUUCGCCAUAGGAAAGAGGGGUUUUGAUUACCAAGUUCAUUGUAUACCCAACAAGGUCCUUCACCUGUGUCCCAGGCCAAGAAAUGUAGGAGUGUAUGCUGACUACAAGGAAGGCAGAGUCUCUUUCUAUGAUGUGGAUAGGAAGUUGCACAUUCACUCUUUCACAGGAGAGUCUUUCACAGAGCAACUGUUUCCGUACUUCUAUCUGUACAGCAGAUACAAGAAAUCGGAGCCUCUGGUCAUUACCUCUAUGCAAGAUCAAGCAUCUCUCUUGUCUCUCAUUCAUUCCCUCCAACAAGCUAAAGAAUAACUGAACUGUAUAAAGACGGUGUAGUCCCUCAUUCGUCCAGGAGUGUUCUAACGUAGAAAAGGUUUCAGUAGUAGUCAUCUGGACACUGUUUUC